This is a messenger RNA of Malania oleifera, 916 nucleotides long. RefSeq names its product probable 3-beta-hydroxysteroid-Delta(8),Delta(7)-isomerase. The transcript has 4 exons. Gene Ontology annotation, biological process: sterol biosynthetic process. Gene Ontology annotation, molecular function: cholestenol delta-isomerase activity; steroid Delta-isomerase activity; C-8 sterol isomerase activity. Lineage: Eukaryota; Viridiplantae; Streptophyta; Magnoliopsida; Santalales; Ximeniaceae. The coding region runs from base 113 to 790 and encodes 225 amino acids. Gene Ontology annotation, cellular component: membrane; endoplasmic reticulum. The record is from RefSeq and is a predicted model, not a curated record.
AAGAUGUAAAUGUUCUAAAAAUCAAAUAAAAGUUUGUGAGUCGGAACCAAAGUUUGCACUGACGAAAAAUUCUCGGAGCGGAGGAAAGAGAAAGUAGAUCCAUCCGGAAUCCAUGGCGGCGGCGGCAGGAUCCGAGCGCGGUCACCCGUAUGUUCCAGGAGACUUAUUUCUACCGGAUUUCGUACCCGGUUUCCUCUCUCAAUCUGCCAUCGUCGGCGUUUACGCACUGUCUUCGCUGCUUGUCAUCUCCCUCAUUUGGAUCCUCUCUGGUCGGCUACCCAAGACAACCAAGAUUGAUAGGUUACUCUUGUGCUGGUGGGCUUUCACAGGCCUUACCCACAUAAUCAUCGAGGGCUAUUUUGUUUUCUCUCCAGAAUUUUACAAGGAGAAGACUGCCUGUUACCUGGCUGAAGUUUGGAAAGAAUAUAGCAAAGGUGAUUCAAGGUAUGCAGCCAGGGAUGCAGGGGUUGUUACUGUUGAAGGAAUAACUGUGGUUUUAGAAGGUCCAGCAUCCCUUCUGGCAAUGUACGCAAUAGCCACGAAGAAAUCAUACAGCCACAUACUUCAGUUUGCCAUUUCUUUGGGGCAGCUCUAUGGAACAGCUGUAUAUUUUAUUACUUCUCUUUUGGAAGGCGAUAAUUAUGCUGCAAGCCCGUAUUAUUAUUAUGCAUACUAUAUUGCAGCAAAUGCUUCAUGGGUUGUAAUACCCUCGCUCAUUGCCAUUCGGUGCUGGAAGAAGAUAUGUGCAGCAUUUGAGGUCCAACGCCAUGGAAAGAGCAAAACUCGUUAAGGUUGUAUGGUGAGUCUGUGUUAAACUCUGUUAUUUUGCCAAUUUUUGCCCUGGAAUGUGACAUCAAAUUGAAAAUUUAUCCGAACAAAAUCAAUUAAUUUUGACAAUUUAAGCUGGUUUUUCUUA